Molecule: messenger RNA, 3429 nt
Organism: Diachasma alloeum
Lineage: Eukaryota; Metazoa; Arthropoda; Insecta; Hymenoptera; Braconidae
Gene: IntS11
Product: integrator complex subunit 11
Exons: 2
Coding region: 310-2097 (595 amino acids)
Biological process (GO): snRNA processing
Cellular component (GO): nucleus
Source: RefSeq, a predicted model, not a curated record
CCAUCAAUUGUCGAUCGAUUGGGCAGUCGUGAGCGGUGAAAAAACAGUAUUUAUCUGGUGAAACAAUAGAGCAAGUCCAUUCAAAGCAAAAACACUUUGACUUUAAUUAAUUUAGAUUAAUUCCAGUGCUCAAUUCCCUUGAGUUCUGAUAAAAUAAUAAGUACACUCGUUGUGCGUUCUGAAUGAAGUGUUCUGUUGAGGUUAGACCGAUGUUACUCCGAGAUUUCUCCCCAAAAUUUCACGAUAAAUAACACUUUCGUGGGUUGAUAGUAUUGAAAAGACACUUGAGAGUAAAAUAACUUGGAUAAAAUGCCUGACAUCAAGGUGACUCCACUGGGGGCAGGACAGGACGUGGGCAGAAGCUGCAUUCUGGUCUCCAUGGGCGGGAAAAACAUAAUGCUGGAUUGUGGAAUGCACAUGGGGUUCAACGACGAGAGGAGGUUUCCUGAUUUUUCUUAUAUCGUUCCUGAGGGGCCCACCACCAACCACAUCGACUGCGUUAUCAUCUCUCACUUUCACUUGGAUCACUGUGGGGCCCUCCCCUACUUCACAGAAAUGGUCGGUUACACAGGUCCAAUCUACAUGACCCACCCCACAAAAGCCAUCGCCCCAAUUCUCCUGGAGGACAUGAGGAAAGUCGCUGUUGAGAGGAAAGGUGAGAGCAACUUCUUCACCUCUCAAAUGAUAAAAGACUGCAUGAAGAAAGUGAUAGCAGUGACCCUCCACCAGUCGGUGAUGGUUGACUCUGAGCUCGAGAUUAAAGCUUACUACGCAGGCCACGUCCUAGGGGCAGCGAUGUUCUGGAUCAGAGUUGGUUCCCAGUCAAUAGUCUACACUGGAGACUACAACAUGACGCCAGACAGACACUUGGGGGCUGCCUGGAUCGACAAAUGUCGUCCAGAUCUCCUGAUCUCCGAGUCCACGUACGCAACGACAAUCAGAGACUCGAAACGCUGCAGAGAGCGAGACUUCCUGAAGAAGGUGCACGAGUGCAUAGACCGAGGGGGCAAGAUUCUCAUUCCAGUUUUCGCCCUAGGGAGGGCCCAGGAGCUCUGCAUCCUCCUCGAGACGUACUGGGAGAGAAUGAACCUCAAGGUCCCCGUUUACUUCGCCCUGGGGCUCACAGAGAAGGCCAACAACUACUACAAAAUGUUCAUCACUUGGACCAACCAGAAGAUCAAGAAGACAUUUGUCCAGAGGAAUAUGUUUGACUUCAAGCACAUCAAGCCCUUCGACAAAGCCUACAUCGAUAAUCCAGGGGCUAUGGUGGUGUUUGCAACUCCAGGAAUGCUGCAUGCAGGCCUCUCCCUCCAGAUAUUCAAGAAGUGGGCGCCCAACGAGCUGAAUAUGGUGAUAAUGCCUGGUUUCUGCGUUCAGGGGACAGUUGGUCACAAGGUUUUGAGUGGAGCUAAACGCAUUGAGUUCGAGAAUCGCCAAAUUGUCGAGGUGAAGAUGGCAGUCGAGUACAUGUCGUUCUCUGCUCAUGCCGACGCCAAAGGUAUCAUGCAGCUCAUUCAGUACUGCGAGCCAAAGAAUGUCAUGCUGGUUCACGGGGAAUUCGCCAAGAUGGAGUACUUGAAGGAUAAAAUUAAGCAGGAGUAUGGGGUGAACUGCUACAAUCCAGCGAAUGGGGAGACCUGUGUCAUCACGACGAGCUCCAAAGUCCCUGUGGACGCCUCUCUGGCUCUGCUGAAAGGGGAAGCCAAGAGGUACUCGGCUCUUCCUCCAGACCCCAAGAGGAGGAGACUUCUCCAUUCAGUUCUCAUGCUCAGGGAGGAUGGAGUCUGCUUGGUGGAUGCAGACGAAGCUGCCAAGGCCGCUGGCAUCCCCAAACACGUGGUGAGGUUCACGUCAACUGUCCAAGUCAGGGAUCCAGACCCUCCACACGCCACGACCCUCAAACUCCUUCCACUACUGCAGGAGAAACUCGAGGGCUGGCAGCUGCAAAUGACCGAGGGCUCAAUCUCAGUGGAGUCUGUUGUGGUGAUGGUCGAGGGGAAUGAGGACGAUCAGAAGACCAUCUACGUGUCCUGGACCAAUCAGGAUGAGGAUUUGGGGAGCUACAUUCUCGGCUUCUUGCAGAAUAUGUUCAAGUAGAUUAGUAGAUCGCUUGUAGAUGGAAUUAUCUCAGCCUGUGAUAUAGACCUAGAGUUGAAAAUUCAAUACAACUUUUUUAUGACAACAAAAUACUGUGUCGUUAUUUGAGGGUGAGGGAGAAUGAAUGAGUAAAUCUUCAUUAUUGCAGGGUACAUAUACUUUAUUAUUAGUAUUUUCUUCUGUUCAUUUAAUGCUAUGUAUUGCAACUGUCGUAAUAAUAAGAUACUACCAGAAUUUUUAGUUUCAUCAUCAAAUUCAGUAAGGCUGACCCAAUGGUUUUAAUUUUUCUUUUAAAAGUUCAACAACAUCACUGUGUGGAUUUCUUGUCUCUUCAUUUUCUAAUGAUUUUAACAGAGAAUUAAACAACAGAUAACAUAUAAUUGGUUUUGAGUCUUGGUGAAGUGUGAAAAUGCACUUUUGUUCGGUUUUUCUCGUCACUUCUCAUUGGGAAUAAAAAGAUAAUCUCUUCGAUUGGACGAAAUAAUUGAUUGUUCCAGUUGAUUUUAAAUAAUAAAGUGUCGGCCUUAGCAAUUAAUUUCACCUCAAUAAAUUAUUAAAUUUUUGAGUCUGUUGAUUUUGUCAAUAAUUAUCAUCACUGUCCAAUCGAAUUACAAUUAAUUAUUUUUCGUUAAUAUUUUUCCCUUAAUUCUGCAUGUAUAUAAAAUGUAUAUAAAAUAAGUACGGUAUUGAAUGAAAAAAUGUUUAUUUCAUCAUAAUAAUAGCGAUCAGCUUGUAUUAUAUUAUUUCUCCAUUUAGGCUGGUUAUUCCAUUUUUCCAUUAAAUUUUCAUUUCAUUAGCAGGGUUUGGUGGUGUUGGUAAAUGUUAAAAAAAUUGGCAUUAUAAAUGUUCACGUUGAAUUUUCCAUGCAUUUGUUGAAAAUUCUCAGUGCAAGAAGACAUCUCACUCAUUUAUUUUCAUUCACCAAACCCUGAAUACCAUUUUCAUGGAAUCUCUCGGUUAAUUUCGAGAUUAACGUUAUAUUUCUCGAGAAUUUUUCCAUAUUCUUCAGCCCAUCUCCAGUGAAUUCAAUUCUUACGCUGUUAAAAACUUUGGGAUUCAGUAACAUGACAAUAUCAAAUGAAUCUCCGAGGAUUUCAAUGGUUUUUGUAUGAGUAUUAAGAACGCAAUAAACGUAGUUUAAAUUCUUCAAUUGCAAAAAAAUGCACAAAAUGAGAGAGAGAAUGUGUAAAAAAAAAGGAUUUCAUCUCACUCAACCCCAAAAUAAAUUUCCCAUUUCCCUCAGUUCUUAUUAAUCAUUUGUUACUUGGCAAUUUUUGAUAUGAUUCCCUGUUUUUUAAAUAUACUUUUUUUUAAUACGAUGAAAAAUAUAUC